GCGGCUCUGCUUGGCGCCGGACGCGGUGACUACAUUCAUCAGAGUAGCGAGAAAGGGGCGGCGAGUAGCUACCGCACAUGCCAGGGACGCCGUAGGUGGGAGCGGGCAGCGCAUGCGCGCCCUCUCCCAGAAGCCUGGUGCGCCGGGGGGCGCGCGCCCAAGCUCGCGCGCGCACGCUUGCGCUAGCCAAGGCUUCCCUGCCUGCGCUUGUUGUCAGAGCCGCUCCGGCGCGUGCGCGCGUUAUCUCCGGCAGACCCGGGUUCCCUCAGCUCCAGGCCCCCGUCCCUCCCCCCUCCCCCCCGCCGCCCCCUCCCAGCCCAUCCCCUUCUCCUCGCGGAAUGGGGCUGGCGCUGCUCGGGGUCGCGCGCCCAGGACCCGGCUCGCGCUCGGUCUCGCGCUGUCAGGGACUGCCCGGCUCGCGCCGUCUCGCGCUCUCUCUCAGUCAGUGGCGCCGAAGGCUCCGUUAAGCGGCGGCGGCGGCGGCGGCGGCGGCGGCGGCGGUGGCGGUUCCUGUUUCCGUUUUCUUCCUCUCGCUUCAGUCGGGAGUAGCAUCCUCCACUCAGUCACCCCUCCCACUCCCCCCCCACGCGGGGCAGCUGCAGCGGAGGGCUGUGGCGGCGGCGACCGGGGACGGCACAGAUCGCGUGUGCUCCCGCCUCGGAUUACUUAUUUGCUAAGAGGACACUCUUGAUGGUGUUUUCAUUCAAGACAAAGUGCUAUAUUGCCUUUUUAAUUUAACUGAAGACUCAGAGCAUUGCUCAUCUCUGGCUAUCCAUGGUGCCAGGCAGAGAUCAGACCUCUGUCAUGCAAGUCUGGUGUGCUACUACUGUUACUCAAUCUCCCCAGCUCUAAGCAUGUAGAGCCCAUGAAGCACAGAACAAUAAGUAAAGCUUCCUACUCAGACCACCAGGAGGAGCUCCUUGAAACAUUCACCAGAGGACUACCAAAGGGACUGAGGCAUCCAUCAUGUGUUGAAUCAAUAGAAGACUGUUUUUGCUUUUGCACUAUCUAGACUCAGUGUUACAAUGUCUUUAAUUCUUUGAGUUCCAGGAAGCUAGAGAAGUGAGUUGAAAAUCUGAAAAUGCGGCCAUGGACUGGUUCCUGGCGUUGGAUUAUGCUCAUUCUUUUUGCCUGGGGAACCUUGCUGUUUUAUAUUGGUGGUCACUUGGUACGAGAUAAUGACCACCCUGAUCACUCUAGUCGAGAAUUGUCCAAGAUUCUGGCAAAGCUUGAACGUUUAAAACAGCAGAAUGAAGAUUUGAGGCGAAUGGCUGAAUCUCUCCGAAUACCAGAAGGUCCCGUUGAUCAGGGACCAGCUUCAGGAAGGGUUCGUGUUUUAGAAGAACAGCUUGUGAAGGCCAAAGAACAGAUAGAAAAUUAUAAGAAGCAAACUAGAAAUGGCCUGGGGAAGGAUCAUGAAAUCUUAAGGAGGAAAAUUGAAAAUGGAGCCAAGGAGCUUUGGUUUUUUCUGCAGAGUGAACUUAAGAAAUUAAAGACUUUGGAAGGGGGUGAACUCCAAAGACAUGCAGAUGAAUUUCUGUCAGAUUUAGGACAUCAUGAAAGGUCUAUAAUGACAGAUCUGUACUACCUCAGUCAAAUAGAUGGAGCAGGUGAUUGGAGGGAAAAAGAGGCCAAAGACCUGACAGAGCUGGUCCAGCGUAGAAUAAUAUAUCUUCAGAAUCCUAAGGACUGCAGCAAAGCCAAGAAAUUAGUGUGUAAUAUCAACAAAGGCUGUGGCUAUGGCUGUCAACUCCAUCAUGUGGUUUACUGCUUCAUGAUUGCAUAUGGCACCCAGAGAACACUCAUUUUGGAAUCUCAGAAUUGGCGCUAUGCCACUGGUGGGUGGGAAACUGUAUUUAGACCUGUAAGUGAGACCUGCACAGACAGAUCUGGCAUCUCCACUGGACACUGGUCAGGUGAAGUAAAGGACAAAAAUGUUCAGGUGGUUGAGCUCCCCAUUGUGGAUAGUCUUCACCCUCGUCCUCCCUACUUACCCUUGGCUGUACCAGAAGACCUUGCAGAUAGACUUGUGCGAGUCCAUGGUGACCCUGCAGUGUGGUGGGUGUCUCAGUUUGUCAAAUACUUGAUCCGCCCUCAGCCUUGGCUGGAAAAGGAAAUAGAAGAGGCUACCAAGAAACUUGGCUUCAAACAUCCAGUUAUUGGAGUCCACGUCAGGCGCACAGACAAAGUGGGAACAGAAGCAGCUUUCCAUCCCAUUGAAGAAUACAUGGUACAUGUGGAGGAACAUUUCCAGCUUCUCUCUCGCAGAAUGAUAAUAGAUAAAAAACGAGUGUAUUUGGCCACUGAUGACCCUUCCUUAUUAAAGGAGGCAAAAACAAAGUACCCCAAUUAUGAAUUUAUUAGUGAUAACUCUAUCUCUUGGUCAGCUGGACUACACAAUCGGUACACAGAAAAUUCACUUCGGGGUGUGAUACUGGACAUACACUUUCUCUCCCAGGCAGACUUCUUAGUGUGUACUUUUUCAUCCCAGGUUUGCCGAGUUGCUUAUGAAAUCAUGCAAACACUGCAUCCUGAUGCCUCUGCAAACUUCCAUUCUUUGGAUGACAUCUACUAUUUUGGGGGCCAAAAUGCUCACAACCAGAUUGCCAUUUAUCCUCAUCAGCCUCGAACUGCAGAUGAAAUCCCUAUGGAACCUGGAGAUAUCAUUGGUGUGGCUGGAAAUCACUGGGAUGGCUAUUCCAAAGGCGUGAACAGAAAACUGGGAAGGACUGGCCUAUAUCCCUCCUAUAAAGUUCGAGAAAAGAUAGAAACAGUCAAGUACCCCACAUAUCCUGAGGCAGAAAAAUAAAGCUAACUUGGAAGAGAUGAACAACCAAACUCAGUUCAAAUAAAAUACUUGAGUCAAACAACAGAUGGAGAAGGUCCUCACCCAACAACACCUGGUGACAUGAGCAGACACCCUCAGUACUAGAAGCAGAGGGCUCUGAUGGAAUUCCUCUUCACAAGGGCUACAAUUGCCCUCAAGCCCAUGCACAGUCCAAUGAUGUGCUCACAUAUAACAUGCAAGAAGGUUGUUUUCUAUUUUGCCCCUUCUCAAGAUUAUGUCCCCAUGAAACAAACACUGCCACAUUGUGUAAUUUAAGUAACACGGACAUUUUGUGUGAGACUUCAAAUAUGGUGCCUAUACCUGAGAGACUUAAAUGACCUAAAGUGAAGGCUGAAGUUCCCUACUAUGGGAAGGUUGAUUCUUAGCCAGUGGUGGUAUUGUAACCACUGAAUUCACUCCAGUCACAGAUUCAGAAUGAGAAUGGGUGGUUUUUGUCUGGAUUUUUUUUUUUUUAAAGUAAUUGCAUUAGUUCAUUUGCCUCAUCAUUAAUAAGUGAUGGACUCAUCAGAAAAUAAAAUAUUCACACUCCAUUAAGAACUUUUGUAAAACAAUGUCAUGAGCAAAUUCUUUAGUACUCAAUGUUUCUGGACAUUCUCUUUGAUAACAAAAAUAAAUUUUAAAAAGAGGAA
This is a messenger RNA of Erinaceus europaeus (western European hedgehog), 3477 nucleotides long. RefSeq names its product fucosyltransferase 8 (gene FUT8). Gene Ontology annotation, biological process: protein N-linked glycosylation. The coding region runs from base 1082 to 2809 and encodes 575 amino acids. Lineage: Eukaryota; Metazoa; Chordata; Mammalia; Eulipotyphla; Erinaceidae. Gene Ontology annotation, cellular component: Golgi cisterna membrane. Gene Ontology annotation, molecular function: protein binding; glycoprotein 6-alpha-L-fucosyltransferase activity. The transcript is spliced from 12 exons. The record is from RefSeq and is a predicted model, not a curated record.